GGUAAUGAAGACAUGUUAAAUGAUUCUGCGGGAAGUGCUGUGUGCACCGUGAGAGAGAAACAAGAAGAUAACGGAGAACAGUUAUCGGAAACAAAAUGUACUCCUGAAAAAGGUAACUCAGCAAAUCCCCAAUCAUCAAAUAUAAACAAUGUACUAGAGAACAGUAUAUACUGCGCCAAAGUAAAAGAUCUACGCGUCAGGAUCUCUGAAGAAAUACUCAGCAUUAUUAUAUCACUAGAACGUAUUGAUAUAUACAAUAUUGAUCAGGAAGAGUUGAAGAAGAUGCAAAAGAGAUCUGCGGAGUUCAAUUCUAGGUUCAGUCGGAUACAUGUAUACCAGUUGCAGCGACAGAUCCACGAUUUGAAGCGUACAAGCAGUUGUCAGCUGCCGUACGGCCAGCACACGCAGCUGCAGGCACACAUGCUGCGCAUUGUCUCCCUGCACCAGAACUUACUGCAAGCUUACUGCGCGUUUCACAAGUCUUUCUCACAAACAAUGUGCAUCGGGGACGGGUCUCAGCCGGGGUUGGUGCUGAGUCAGCUGGUGCGAGAGAUACCGCCACCUACUCAGCAUUCCAUCAAAAAUCUUUACGCUGAUAACUUGGUAGUGACAUGUGACAAGCUGGAUGAAGUACUUGCCAAGCAUAACCAGAGAACUACUGACUUCAUCAAGAGUGUUGACGAUGAUAGAAAUCAAAAUAAAUCACAUAGAGGUAGAGGAAAGAAGUUGAAGAGUGUAAAAACUUCUUCCAGAGCUGAUGGUAAACUGUCAAUGUAUUCACUGGAUACACUUUGGGUCAAUUUGAAACCGAAGAUAUCUUCAACAAAGAAUAAUAGUUUGUCCAGUGCUAACAAGUUGACGAGCACAGCCAGCAGGACUAGUCAAAAGCAUAUUCCGAAGAAAGUAACGCCUAGAGUUAGGAGGAAGUCACCAAUUAAGUUGCGGCGACGUGAUGAUGCAGAUGUACGUACCAUGGUUGAAGCCGUCACUGCGAGUCAUGUGAGCCUGGUACCUAGUGUACUGCCUUCUCCUACUAAAGCACAAACCUCCCGUACUAAAGUACCCACGCCACGACUGAAACGAGUAGAAACUUCUAGAAGGAACCAGAAGAUGAAGAAACCCACUGAAGAAGUGAAAACGAAUAUAGAAUCUUCUAGAAGAGAAACAGCAAAUGAGUCUCCUAAGGAAGUGGUGAAGAGUAGCAAAGUGGUAUCUCCGGUUGUCCCUUUUGAACCUGAUACAAGCAGGAGUGAGAAGAAAUACAAGAUCCCGGAAGCCGAACUUGCGAGUGCGGAAGUCAGUCGACUCCUGAGGGAACUAUGUGGCAAUACAUCGGGGAACAAAAAUGAGCGUAUUUCUGGUGCGAAGAAUGCACAACUUCACUGUGUGAAAACCGACAGUCCGCGUCAGCACACGACGCCACAGCUUCUGCGGAUUUUAGAAGAGACUAUCCAAAAGAAAUCACCGAGGUUGUUGAAUGUGAGAUUGUCGACAAUAAAGGACAAGGAGGCGGAAAAGUAUCGUAUGUCAUUCAACAUAUCUGAGAAGACAAUAGACAAUCUAUUCCAGUACAGAACGAAAUACGUUCAACAUAUGCUGACGAGUGCGAUGUAUGCCAACAGUGCGGUAGAGAAACCCUGGGAAAUGGUCAAUAGUGUAUCGGAUCAAAUCGUCGACGAACUGCUGCUAAAGUGUGCGAAGGAGAUGGAGUUACGUUCGAUCAUAGAAAGCUUAUAUCAGAACGAGACAAAAGGAUAA
Messenger RNA from Papilio machaon (common yellow swallowtail), 1758 nucleotides. RefSeq lists its product as uncharacterized. The transcript has 15 exons. The record is from RefSeq and is a predicted model, not a curated record. The coding region runs from base 13 to 1758 and encodes 581 amino acids. NCBI's taxonomy places the organism in Eukaryota, Metazoa, Arthropoda, Insecta, Lepidoptera, Papilionidae.